This is a messenger RNA of Ectocarpus sp. CCAP 1310/34, 1181 nucleotides long. The record is from the annotation of a GenBank genome assembly. Lineage: Eukaryota; Phaeophyceae; Ectocarpales; Ectocarpaceae.
UGAACAACACGAGUCCCGUCGCUGAUUCUCAGGACAGCGCGUACGUCAUGUCUACGUCUGCACACGGAAGCACGGAAACUGCACGAUCCUUCUUCGAUGGCAACUCGAAGCCACAAACUCUUCAGGCCAAGCUGAAGCAGACGGGCGACGCGUUGGAGGCGUUUCUCGACGACCAGCGGGGGCGGGGGAGGCCCGUGGUGUGCAUCACCGCCGGGGGCACCGCGGUACCGUUGGAGGCCAACACCGUGCGGACUAUCGACAACUUCAGCACCGGUCGACGGGGGGCCAUUUCUGCAGAACAGUUCAUCGCCAGGGGAUAUGGCGUCAUCUACCUCGGUCGCGAAGGCUGCUCCGCCCCUUUCGCUCGCCGAUUCCAGGAGCUGGUGUCGAACCACGUGGACCUCAAGUUUAUGGACAAGCUCGUGCUUGGCGACACUAGGAGAGUAGAAUUGGGCACGGAAGCAGCAGCUUCGAUGGCAAAGGACGGCAUCGUUUCGGAUAGUGGCGAAACCGUCACGGACGUUGACGAGCGGUUGGUGGAGACCCUGGUGGCCUACAAGGAUGCGGUCGAGAGCAACUCGCUCCUCUCCAUUUCUUUCGUCUCGGUCGAGGAGUACCUGUGGUGCCUUCGGAUGGUGUCUCGAUGCAUGGACAGGAUGGGAAGGCACGGCAUGCUCUUUCUUGCCGCGGCGGUCAGCGACUUUCACAUACCCAGCCACAAGCUGCGCGAGCACAAGAUCGACUCUUCGCGAGGUGUGCGAGGCGAUGCUGCCUCGGGGCUAACCCUGCACUUGGACGAGGUGCCCAAAUGCCUCGGGAUGAUAGGCGAGGAGUGGGCACCCGAUUGCUUCCGCGUGUCGUUCAAGCUGGAGACCGACCUGGAGCGGCUCCUACCCAAGGCACGAGUGGCGCUGAAAAGCUACGGGAUGCACGUGGUGGUUGGAAACGAGCUCCACAGUCGGUACGACAAGGUGGAGCUGAUAUUCCCGGACGGGGUCGAGAGGCAGAUCAACAAGGCCAGAGGCGUUGGGCACGUGAUCGAAGAGGCCCUGGUGGAGGCCCUGGCUCAGGAGCACUUCAACUACAUUGCGGAGGGGGGUAUGGUGGGGAGGGGGGUCGGCUCAUCCCCGGCUUGGCACCGGCAGCGAUCGUUGCUGCACCGAAGAGAGGGGGGGGGGGGG